This is a messenger RNA of Cucurbita maxima (winter squash), 1351 nucleotides long. Its product is annotated as dof zinc finger protein DOF3.6-like. Bases 110 to 1129 code for a protein of 339 amino acids. Gene Ontology annotation, biological process: regulation of DNA-templated transcription. The record is from RefSeq and is a predicted model, not a curated record. NCBI's taxonomy places the organism in Eukaryota, Viridiplantae, Streptophyta, Magnoliopsida, Cucurbitales, Cucurbitaceae. Gene Ontology annotation, molecular function: DNA binding; DNA-binding transcription factor activity. The transcript is spliced from 2 exons.
UCCCACUCAACUCUCAUCACACUGUGUUCUUUAUUUUCGUUUGUGAUCACCAAGUUUUGAUUUUUCCUUUUAAGGGAAAAAAAAGGAAAUUUGUUGAAUACUUAUCUCCAUGGUUUUCUCUUCAGUUCCUGUGUUUCUUGAUCCACCCAAUUGGCCUUCUCAGCAACCAAAUCACCUCCAAGGAAGUGGCUGUGAGACUAAUAACGGCCAACACCUUCCGCCGACGCCACCGCCAGCUGCAGCUGGCGGUGGCGGAGGUGGGGGUGGAGGUGGUGUACCUAGCUCGAUCCGACCUGGGUCGAUGACGGAUCGAGCUAGGUUGGCGAAGAUACCGCAACCAGAAGCGGGGUUAAAAUGCCCUAGAUGUGAGUCAACCAACACGAAGUUUUGUUACUUCAACAACUAUAGCCUCACUCAGCCGCGCCAUUUUUGCAAGACCUGUCGUCGGUACUGGACAAGAGGUGGGGCGAUGAGGAAUGUACCGGUUGGGGGCGGGUGUCGGCGGUCAAGUAAGAGAAGCAGCAAAGGAGGGAGUAACCGGUCGAAAUCUCCGGCGGGUUCGAGUACUUCAACGAGCACAGUGUCAUCAAACAGUUGCACAACAGAUAUCAUUAGCCAUCAAUUAGGUCCUCCUCCGCCAACCCAUUUCCCCUUUUUGGCUCCAAAUUUACACAAUCUGAGUGAUUUUGGGAACAUUGGGUUGAACUUCGAAGGCCUUCAAAUCCCCAAUUCAUCAGGAGGAGAAUCAACAAUUUUAUCAAGUGGAAUCACGGAUCAUAACCAAUGGAAAAUACCCUUUUUUGCAAAUCUACAUCAACAAAAUGGGAUGUAUUCAAAUUUCAUGGCUGAUGAUCAUCAUCAUCAUCAACAACAACCAGCUGAUAUCUCAAAGCCAUUACUGGACAAUGGGUUUAGUACCACAACUCAUCUGUUGGGUACCACUAAUAGCAGCAUGAAACUCAUGGAGGAUACUCAAGGGAUUAACAAUUUUUCAAGAAAUUUUCUGGGAAUUCAACCAAAUGAUCAGUUCUGGAAUUCAAUUACAAGCACAGCACCUGGGAACAUUGCUUGGACAGAUCAAAUUUCAGAUCAUUUCAAUUCAACUUCUUCCACUACCCAUCUCUUAUGAUUUUGGAAGGGUAAGAAGGUGGAUGAAUUUCAGCAUUAGGAACAAAAAUUAUUAUGAUAGGCUAUUUUUUUUUCUUGAUUCAUUCAAAUUUGGGGUUUAAUUUAGGAACUUUGUAAUAUGUGCAUUCAAAAGUUUGAUAUUAUCUGACUUGAGAAGAGAGCUAAUAUUGUAUAAUCUCUCUGUGAAAUCAAAUGAAUGAUGAUCCACUGCUCUUUUUAGAAC